Molecule: messenger RNA, 1134 nt
Organism: Penicillium hordei
Lineage: Eukaryota; Fungi; Ascomycota; Eurotiomycetes; Eurotiales; Aspergillaceae
Product: RBR family RING finger protein
Exons: 6
Coding region: 1-1134 (377 amino acids)
Biological process (GO): ubiquitin-dependent protein catabolic process; positive regulation of proteasomal ubiquitin-dependent protein catabolic process; protein polyubiquitination
Cellular component (GO): cytoplasm; ubiquitin ligase complex
Molecular function (GO): ubiquitin protein ligase activity; ubiquitin conjugating enzyme binding
Source: RefSeq, a predicted model, not a curated record
AUGGAUCCCAACGCAACGGACCUUGAGACAGCGGAUCUUGUAUUACAAACUUCCCUACAGGAGGUUCGUGAUGAGAAACUUGCUCUUUUACACUCGGGAGCCGAGCUUCGAGGACGAAUGAGGGCCCAACAGGACCUUCGAGCGGCCCUACGGAUUUCGAGAAAAUCACGUCUCGAUCAGGCCGCCAUUCUUCAAGACAUCCAUGAUCGCGAGGUAAAUGAAGCGCCGGCAGCUCAUGGUCAACCACAAGAACCUCAACUGCAACAAUCUCGUGGCACAUCGGGCUUGAUUCUCAACUCAGAUGUUCAGACUCAAACUCGCAAGCGAGUGUAUACUACGACUCCUGUGACGGUGCCUCCUUCUGAUGUCUUGCGGGAGUGCGUUGCCUGCUCGGAAAGUUAUCCCGGGUCCGGUAUGAUUCGGAACAGUUGCUCACAUGUUUACUGCCAAGGAUGUGUCACCCACCUCCUGCAAAAUUCACUAGCCGACGAAAGCUUGUUUCCACCUCGUUGUUGCCGGCUACCUUUGCCAUUGGAAGCUGCGCGGGGUAUCAUCGAUGCUGACCUAUUGAGCAUGGAGAUAAAGCGUCAUACUUAUUGCUCAGAUCCGGCUUGUUCUCGGUACAUUCUCCCAUCACAUGUCGGUGUAUGCAAUCGACAAAGUUGUAUCCUCCGCAAGAAGGUCACUCAUCAGGGAGAACGUGUUGAUGACCGCGUAGAGGUCCUAAAACUCGGAAAAGCGAAAGGAUGGCAAAGAUGCUUGAAUUGCAGUCAUCUUGUUGAGCUUCGUAGCGGCUGCAACCAUCUCACAUGCCGUUGCCGACAUGAAUUUUGUUACGUUUGCUCUACACCAUGGGAGCAGUGCGAAUGUGCUCAUUGGGAUGAGGCCAUGCUUCAAGAGCGAGCAAAGCUGAUUGCGGCUCGGAACCAGCCCACUCCUCCUGUACCACAGAUUGUUCAGCGAGCAGCUCAGUUCUUAAUUGAGCAGCAUGAUUGCUAUCAUGAUGGGGCGUGGAAAAAGCUCGGGAUCUCUGCCGAAUGCGAGGAAUGUGGCGGCUUGAUGCCCGAUUACAUUUUCGAAUUCAGGCAUUGUGGGCUCCAAGCCUGCAAUUCCUGUCGGAUACAUAGGUUCUGA